CUACUGUUUAGUUGGUAGCUCUGAAGUUUCCUGUGGAAUUGAAGAAGAUUUCUCGCUCCCGUAAUCAAAAUACGUAUAGUACCCGAACGAAGACAAACUUGGCAAGAAAAAAAUACGUAGUGCCUUAUGUGUCAAGCAUGAAAAGCAUCAGAACUUUCAAGGUCAAACGUCAGUGCCGUCACUGUAACCAAGAUUUACAGACACUGGAUGGAUGUAUUAGGUAUCUUCUCUGUAAGAAAUCUCAAAUGCAAAUAGGCUACAGGAACCAUGGAGGGUGUGAGAUUCCUGCGACGCCUAAAAUAUAACUUGAUUCAGAUUGCUCACAGAAAAAUGAGUUGCUUUGGAAGAACUUUUCUAGCAUUGCUCUACAUUUGUCUUCCUGUGAGUACUCCAGUUCUUCAACCAGAUGACCACUAUGCGUUAAGGUAUAGAAUUGCUCUUGAACGAGUUGUUAAACCAGUGAUGCACAAAGUUUAUUUACUACUUAGACCCAAAAGUGGAAAGUCUAAAGAUCACCUUUUUGCUUUGAAUAGAUUUUCACAAAUUAAAUACAAAAAGACCUUUAAUGUAAGUCAAAGAAGGAAGUUGGACAAUGACGAGUCAAGUGAAGGGUUUGAUAUAUCUCUGUUGUACCUUCUUCUUCAGCAUGUUUGUGGAUUAGCUGAUACAAAUGAUUCAAAGUGGAGGACACCUGGAACACUUGAAAAUAGUCUUACACUGUUGAAAAAUCAUAGAAACACAAGUGCGCAUGAAGAUAUUUCAUUCACUUUUGGUGAGCUACAAAAGGAGAUCAAGGAUAUGGAAGAAUUAUGCAAAAGUGUUCUAAUAGCUGCAGGGCUGAAAAGCAGAGACCUGCUAGCUUCAGACAUUGCUGAAAUGGAGACAGCAAUGGAAGAGGUGCUUUUAGGUGGAGUUGAUCUUUGGGAACCCUACAAGGAUGCUCUUCUCAAACUCAGGAGUGAACAAAAAACUGUUCUUAUAAGGGAGGGAAGAAAGGACAUCCUGAGCCUUGGUAAGAAUCUUAGAAUCUUGAAUCCAUUUUCUUGGCUUUUGGACUCUUACUAUUCACAUUUGGAUGUGGAGCAAAUAUUCACUGAGUUAACAAUUAAAGGUGAAAGUAAAGUUGACAUGCAGCAUUUGAUAACUUCAAAACUAUCAUCCUCAGGGGAACUACCAGAUGUGAUUAUAGCAUCUGGACCCCCAGGAAUUGGUAAAACAAGUUUAUUCAGGUUUAUGGUCCAUGAUUGGCUCUCCUCCCAACCAACAAUACUUGGAAUGGAAAACAUAGAACUAAUUAUACCAGUGGAGUUACGUCAUGUGUUUAGCCACAGUGUCAAAGACUUAUUGAAGGAUGAGAUUUUACACAGUGUCUCACAGCAACUGGAAACUGAUGAUAUGAUAUCUGCCCUCAAAAAUGUGUCCUUGCUUUGGCUGUUAGAUGGUUAUGAUGAAGCAAGUAAUAAUACCAAGAAAGUGAUUAAGGAAAUUUGUAAGAAAUUUCCAGACUCGAGAAUACUGAUUACUACAAGAACAGAAUUUAGAAAUAAAAUUGAAAUUACUUUAGAUAAGAUUAAGCGAACUUACCUUACUCUCUGUGUACAGGGAUUUUCCCAAAGUAAUGUUGAAGAAUGUGCAAAGAAAUUAAUUAAUGUUUCAGUGACAGAUGAAGUUGAAAAUACUUUAAAAUUGCAGAGUUUUAUGGACUUUUGUCAAAGGGACAACCGUAUCAGUUGGGAUGUAUUUCAUGUUCCAUUGUACAUCACUCUUAUUGUUAUACUGUGGCUUAACAACCCAGAUAAGGUUUCUUUGGUCAAGUCACGCUCAGCUCUUUACUGCUUGUUAGUAGAUCAUAUCGUCCAAAAGCUUAUAGAAAGAGACUCAUUUAAUCAGUUAAAUCAACUAAAAUCUUUAUUACAAACCAAAGUUAAUGUAUUUUUGGAUUACCUUGGUUGUGUUUUGUGGGAUAAGCAGUCAGACUGAAUUUACUCUAAAAAAAUAUGAAGUUCAGUAUCUUGCAGAGAAAUGUUCAGACCUUGGCCUUCCAUUCACAGAUACUAUGUCAGCUUUCUUUGUAUAUGAGGAAAGGGCUACACCUACAGAGAUCAGAGAAGACUUUACUUUUAUUCAUCGGACUUUGUCAGAUUUUCUGGCUGCCAGAGCAUUUGCUAACAAAAUGGUAUCAGAAAAUUGGGAUAUCCUUACAACUGCCAUGUAUUUUUUCAGAAGUAGGAGAGUUGUGUUACUGCAGUAUGAUCCAGAAGUAUAUCUGCGUAGAAGAAGGGUUAAUGUAGAUAGCUUGUCGAAAGAUUUGCCUGAUGACAUCUUUCAGAGAACUUAUGAUAAGAGUUUCUCACUGUCGACUGAUGCCUUUCUUGAGAAGAGCCCUUCUGUAAGUUUCAUAUGGGUGAAGUAGAAAUGAGUAAAAAUCACAGUGGUAAAAGGUCGAAAGGUUGUUUCAAAGCAUCAGCAAAAAAUAAUGCAUGGCUUUUUAUGAGGGAUCAUAUAGGAGGCCCCUGGGUUCUAUUCCUUUUGGGCUAUAUGAGUGUCAAAAAACUAUUCAACGAGCCAAGACGUGAACAACUGGUGUUUAUACUGGCAAGGAGAAAUAUUUGUGGUCUUAUAUAUGUUGACUACCUUUCAUAUUUAGAAGAAGCGGAUGACCAUUUAUUCAUAAAGAUGAUGUGGAUCUACAUUAAAAACAUAACUUGGUCUUUUAAGGAAGAUUAUUAUUUCACUGGGGCUGUGAAGUUAUUGCAGCAUGUAGUACCAAAGUCUGUUUUUCUUCACUAUUGCUAUAGCCAAACUUCUACUAGCAGCCCUCAUGAUGCAUCCAAAUUUUUACCCAGAGCUAUUGAGACUUUUACCAAAUAUCCAAUAGAUAUUCAUUUGGAUCUUCAUUACUUUCUCAGCAGGGGUGAUGUAGACUUUAACUUCACAAAAAAAUGUCUCAUGCUUUUGUUAAAUGAAUCAUCUUCCUGUCGGUUAGUUACAGUUAGGUGUCCAGUGAAUAAUGAUAUAGUGGAGCUUUUAAGGAAAGCUGUCCAUCUUCAAGAAUUAAAAAUUAAGUUUUUUGGUGAGGAUCUUUCCCAGCUAUCAGAAUUAAUUAAGACUCUUGCUGAACUGAAGGUUUUUAUGGUAGCCUUAAGUCCAUGCUGUUAUGUUCAUCCCAGUCACCCAAACUUGAUAGAAGAGCACCAACUGUUGCCCAAAACUUCCAUCUUAUUGACUGAUGUUUUCUCCCUGGAUCCUUAUGAAAUCGGUUUAUCACUAAAAAAUCUUUGCUUUCAUCCACAUCAAGUUGUUCUUCAGGGAAAGGUGCAUUGUAUAGAUUUGGAGAAAAUUUUGGUUCUUAUAUUUUGGGUUUUGAGAAAUGUUAAAUAUUUACCCAAGUUGGAAAUAGUUCUAGACAUUGGUGAGUUUGGCUAUCUUGUCCAUGAGGUUUACAAAAUACAAAUAUUUUAUACCUUUACAAGAAAAGUGUAUCCCAAUUGUAAAAUCAGUUUUAAAUAUUGUUCUGGUAAUUUCAUUUAUAGUAUAAAAAGGCAUUUAAUUACAUCCAGAUAGAACCCUUAGACUCAAAGAGGUUGCUUGAAGUCCUAACUUGUAAUUGUUACUACAGAAGUAGAAACCUUCGGUCUUUACAUAGGAGUUUGUGUGCCAACUUGAGCUGGAACGGCCGUUAACUUUCAGACAAGGUAUUUUACCAUAACAAAAAGAAGUGAUUAGGGCAGAUCGAGUGUAAGUGAAAGACAUGGGCGAAUAAUCAUCCCAGCCCAGCUGAUAAUUCAGUGGGAAGCAGACCCUUUCUUCCCUCUCCUCGCCUCUCUUUAUCAUUUCACUCAGCUCACCAAACACUGACUCAAGGAAGUUUUUCUUUUUUCUUUCCUUCAUUUUUUACUUUAUUGCAUUUAAUUGUUUUCAUGUUCUUCAUUGUGUUAAAUUUAUUGUGAAAUAACAUUUUAUUUUUUAUGUGAAUUGGUACCACUUUUACGUAUAUAUUAUGGUAAAGAUUUUACUGUCUCUUCUUCUCUCCUCAACAAUAUCAAGACUAACGGUAACUUAAAAUUAUUUAUUCAUUAUUCCUCAAAAAUAUAAACGCCCCCUCCCUCUACCUCGAGUUAGCUGUGCAUCACCGCAAUGACGAAUGAUUUUGUUAAUCGUUUAUGCUAAAUUUGAUUGUGAAAAGCUUUGUUCUUUCAUUUACUAUUUUGUUAAUAUUGUUCAACUAGACCGUCUCACUCGGUGCACAAAAAAUUAAAUUUGUUUUUCUGUAUUGCAUUUGGUUGUUUUCAUGUUUUAUUAUUACGUUAAAUUUAUUGUGAAAUUACCUUUUUUAUGUGAAUUGUUAGUGAUUUUACUUACAUACAGUAAUAUUUUAACUCUCUCUUCUUCUCUCCUUAACAUAUCAACACUCCCUCGUUCAGUCUCGAGUCAGCUGGGCAUGACGUCACCGCAGUUAUGUACGAUUUUAUAUUGAAAUGCUUUAUGCUUUUAUUUAUUUUGUCAAAUAUGGUUAUCAUUAUAUAUUGUAAAUGAAAAAAAAUUUAAUACAGUUUAACUUGUAAGACCCAGUAGGCCGUUGAAUACAAGUAUAAACCAAUAAUCAGUCAGUUCGAAGUACUAGCAUUUGUUUGACAAACGAUACAAAAUUUUCUCUAAAAUUGUGUUCGAAAAAUGGAAAGUUCGACAUAAGAAAUGUUCGACACACUGUACUUCAAUGAUCUCGAGGAAGAGACCAUGGCUUUCCCUUUGGAUCACUCAUCAACCAUCAAGUCUUUUUAGAGACCCAGAAGGUCUUGAUGGGGUUGCCAUGGUUGGAAUUUGCCAAGGAGUUUUUGACCAGGUAAAUUCUCUUGUGUCUGGGCAGGAGAACUCACUUUGGUUAAGAACGUUUUGGUCAUUUUAGCCAUAAGGAAACCGACAUACCUAAAGCUAAAACCCCAGCGAUACAGGCGUAUUAAGCACACAGAUGGAGUGUAUGCUCCGUAUUUUUCCCGGAUUUUAUUUUCAUUUCUUCUAAAUGCUACCUCAAGUAACCUUUGCAUGUGUGUGUGUGCAUGUAGACGGAAAAGGAAUUAUUAGCACACACACAUGGCUUAAAAUUAUGGCAUUAUUACAGGAUCUGUGAUUAUUAUUUCCAAAAAACACACACAAAGAAAGGAAAAUCAUUAAGAUCAACCAAAAUUUACUCUUUCUUUAUUAAAUGAAGUUCAGUAACUGACAAAUCUUUGGUAAAGUCACAAACAAGGGAUUAACCUUGAGGCCGAGAUUAAAAAGGAUAAAUAGACCUGGCAGAGCUGUAUUCUUUUCCUGACCCCACCUUAGCGAUACUAGAAUCUUGAAAAGACCUUCUUUACACUUAUACUUCUAAUACUUUACCAUCUACAAUGAUAGAGCCUAUCAAAGAAACACAAAGGCAAGGUAUGUUUGACCCUUUACACUGUAGAGAUUUUGAACUACCUAUUCCAGAAUAAGACUGCCUCCAAACUCCCUAUAAACCAAGUUGAUCUUACUGAAAGAUUUUAUCAGGCACUGGAGUCACGUCUUUAAAAGAUUGAAAUUCCAGCUUGCAUGAUUAAGAUUUAACUCAUUAUAAAGCCAUAAAAUUCGUUUGGUCUUUCAUCUUCGUCUAUAUACAACAGCAUUUUGUUUAUGUAGUGAUGCUCAACUCUUAUGCGACAUGACUCGUAGGAUUUCGUUCAAAAUUCACUAACUGGCAACCUAACAUACUCCAUAUUUAUCUAUUAUUUCAGUGUGUAAAUGCGAUUAUUGCAUACAAUAAGGCCAUAAUAUGUUUCAUAAGAGUGAAAUCUGUCUAAUAUUUCAAAACUGUAAGAAAAUGUCAUGUGUAGCCAAAUUUCAGAAAAACACUUACGAAACAUUUUUAAAACUUUCAUUCACUCAUCGCUAAAGCAUUUAACGAAAACGAAGUCGUCAUCAAACCUUAGUUCAAAUUUUAAAUAGAAAAAAAAAAAAAAAUUGUUAUAACAUAAAUAAUGUUUCCAAAGCAAGCAUAAAAUUUGUAACAGUCCUAUUUCAUUGCUUUUACACCUCAACACUGAAAAAAAUUAAACAUGUACUGUAUAUACAAAAGUAGAAUGCGCCCACCGAUAUCAAUGUGUGAUGUAUCAUUAGUGUUGCUGCAACAACAACCACCUGGUGUAACAUAAGUAGGUCUACAAUGAGUAGCGACCAUGAAAUUAUCUUGAAAACAUUUACACUAUAUGUGUUAGAAGAAUAUUUGGAUUUUCAUACAUAAUUAUUUGUUAUAUAGUUUAAAUAUUUUAAAAAUUAUGGCAUAAUAGCAAAUAUUCGCCUAUGCAAUUAUUCUUUUGUCAAAGCCAAGAUAUUAUUCUAGGCCUAGACGUUAGAUUUCUUUACUUUACACUUAACAUUCACAUCUCUCUAUUAACCAUUUCUGGCCAGAAAGCAAAUGAGAAUAUCUACACAUUCUUGCACUUACCUUAUGAAAGAAUUAAUUAUACAUUUUGCAACAUACAGGCAUCUUAAACACAGCCAAAAACUUCAACAUUUAAAGAAAACUUGCUUUGAUUCAUAUUCCUGCUUUGAAAUUGUUAUGACUGUUGAGCUUAUUACGUCUACUGUCAUAAUGCUGUAGACGUGGUUAUGUUGACCAGUCCGAGGAGGAUGUUAAGUGUGCUUUCAUAGGGUUAGCUGUGAAUUCGCAAACUUUUUGACAUGUACAACUUUACAAAUAAACAAAAAUUAGCACUACUUGGCAACUUCACAUUGAGUCUGAGAAUCUGGACGAUACAAAAAGAAUCAUGUUGCAUGAGAUUUGAGCACCACUGUACAUAGUCAUUCACUCAACUCAACCUGCAAAGAAAGUACUCGCAGACGUGUUCUUCCUGCUUCAGCCAUGGAAAGAGCAGACGAAACUGAGAGAUGUGUUCUCUGUUUUCAGCCAGGUCACUAGAAUACAACGUUCAUAAUUACUUUGCGAGAGAAAAGCAAACAAUGGGUCCUUGACUGAUGUGACGAGUUUAUGAUUGGACGCGUGAAGCUACCAAUAUUCCAGAUGUAAACUAUUUCAUAAUAAUUUAUAAUAAGGAAAGAAAUAAGAAACGAAAGUGUGAGUGGAGGGAUUGGCCUCGCACCAUCCAGUACAGAACUUAAUCCAGCUUUAGUAAUAAACCGAUGAGAUUUUCCCCUUUGUUUACAUAUGAAAAAAUCCUAAACUUUUAGAUUCAAAUACGAAGCAUUCUGAUUACACUUUUCAUCCACCACAACAUUUUGGUUCGACUAUAGCCAAUCAUGCAAGACACUUCCUUAGCCUGUCACUUUCCAGAGGAAAUACUACUAUCUCUCAGAAAGGCCUUUGCCGACAAAACAGGUUGACCUUUACCUGGUUUGUCUGUGUCUGGUUAAGACCACCUCCAUGCAGAAGGAAUUUGCUUUUUUGCAGCAAGGGUCAUAGGCAAUGAAAUUGGCUACCAUGGCAGUGUUUCAAAGUCUCCUGGAUUGAUCUUUGUUCCCUUGCUGGGGCCAAGAUCGCUUCUUUCCUCUUUGGGGUCCCAUACAUAUGAAGAGGAAUCCAUAUUCAGGAGACUGAUGUUGUCUCUAGGUAGGGCCAUCACCUACUUAGCCUACCAGACAGCUAACCAAUGGGCAAACUUGGUCCUAAAGUGAAGAGAUGCUCUGUUGUCUCAGGUUACCAGGUUUGUCGGGUCAGAGUCGGUACUGGGAUUAUUAAAUGGACACUAGUACUAUUGGGUUCCACUUCCCUCUUCCCUAUAGGCUAAGGGGCAAAGACAACAACAUACUUAUUCACCAGGCAAUGGCCAAGACCUCCAGGUCUUUGUGUGGUACUGUAGCCCGACCUUCGUGUCAGGCUGGCCCUUCCUCUUCGGUUUCCAGGAACACCCAGUCUUCUUCUGCCCCUACUGUGAAAGGAGCACACGUUUUCAGCACCCUGCCCAUCUUAGGAAAGGGGGGUGAGGGUAAGGAUAAGGGAGGACACUGCUAGGGAAAUGUGCCCCCCACCCCCUUGUUGCUGUUGGUGUGGUGGGGGGGGGGUUGCCUGUCAAGCCAUUGGACAACAUGGCAGUGAUACAGUGCAAAGAGUGGAUGUCCUUCGGGUAGGAUAUCUUCUACCCUUUGAGUUCCCGCCACCCUCACCAAUGGUCUGGUCUGCUUCCAGACUUACAUUCCCAGCUUGCUGAAGGACCUUGCCCCUUGGGAAGAGGUGAAGGAGAUACGGUAGGAAGGUGCUAUAGAAAUUGUGAAAGAUCAGUCUCGGAGACCAGUCUUAGAUCUCUCAACCCUGAACCGGUUCGUUUGCCACCAGACCCAGUUCAAGGUGGAAACAGUAUGGUCAGUAGUGCUAAAGAUGAUACUAAAGUCACUGGAACAUAAAAAUUUUACAAGUUAAAAUUAAUACAAUAUAUCUUUAAAAUACUAAAAAUGUGUAGCAACAUUUUGUACUUCUGUGUUCAUGUAUGUUCUUUUCCUAUUAUGAAGACAGAGCAUGUACAUAAUACUCUUUACUGUAACUAUGGUAGCUUCGCUUACCAAUGGUCUUUGAUCAAAGAUGCUUACUGUUUCUCAUGUCUUGACUUUGUCAGUAGAGUUCUUUCAGCUAAGCUUAAUUUCCAUAAACACCUCCAGAUCUGUCACUAAGUUAGUGGGUUGGCACAACUGCAUUGUUUACCUUUUGCAAUCUUUGCAGAAAAAACCACGAGCCCUGAAUUUACAGAAUUUCUUCAACUUUGUCAAACAAAGCUUAUCACAUUAUAAUGAACUGUAUAUGCUGGAGUAUAAGGCUACCUUUUAACCUUAAAGAAUCUCUCCCAAAAUGGGGGUCAUCUUGUACGCUGAGUAUAAAAAGCACACCUUAAAUCCUGUUGAGAUUAUCAAUGAUAGGCUAACCCCUGAAGUGUUGAUAGUUGCGUCAAUAGUUAACUACUGUCACAACUAUCGAUAAUGUAGUCAAAACAUCUGUAAUAAUGGUAAAGAACGUAGGUAUUUCAAGUGAAUCACUAGCAACACAACUAUUGAUACCGUCAACAGGACAACUGUAAUUACCGUGGAUAAUUACCAUAAUUAGACAUUAGGGUGAAUGAGCUCUCACUUUGUUAUAGGUGUACGAUUUCUAUCCGUAAUUCUAAAAACCGAAAAGCCCUGUAAACCUAAAUAUUUUCUGGAGAAAAUUAUCAUUUGCAAAAGUUAAACAUAUUACAGAAUAUAAAUUUUGUCAUCGUAUGCAAUUUGCAUUUGAUAUUGUUUAAAUGGGAACAGGCUUAUUCAGACCUUGGCUGAUUCGGACCAUGUACUGGCUCAUUCGGACCAUUAUCCAGGCUUAUUCGGACUUUCAUAUGAUUGGCCGAUUUUCCUAUGCAGUUUUACCUCCUGAACAAGGAUUUUAAAUAAUAUUUAUUCGGACGACUGUAAUUAACCCCCAGGGGCUUGUACUAAACACGGCGAAAUACAUUUGACGCCCCAAUUCCUGGUGGCUUUUGUAUUCGCAGGGACGAACGAUGCGGAAUGCUUAUAUAGAAAUACCCAUUGCUAUAAUAUAAAAAUUAUUAGUAUGGGUCUGAAUCAGCUUAGCAAAUGGUCCGAAUCAGCCAAGAUUAAGGUCCGAAUCAGCCAAGGUCCGAAUAAGCCUGCAUCCGUUUAAAUUCUCAAAAUCUCGGUUGAUUGAGUAGUAUUGAUAUCUUCAGUGCCAUUAGCUGCUAGAAGAGAUGUAAUUCGGUUAUACUUUUUCUUGUAAAUUAACAAAGUUGGGUUUAAAACGUGCACAAUACUGGAUUGUACAUGUUGGCAUCAAGUGUGAUUUUGCCAGUUCUGGACAUCACUUUCGUUUGCUUCAUUAUUAAUUUUAUUCAGCUUUUGCUAUAACCGGCAGCUUCAAUUUACUCGGAUUCUUUCUUCAGAUGUCUAUUGCGUGAUGAAUGAGUAAAAAUGUAUUUUAUUUUCACUUUUGGAAGCCACCAUUCAAAAUCGGCAGCAGGGUUUAACAAAGUGACAACUUCAACGCAACUCUUAUUAAAUGCUCAAUAGUUACGGGAAAUGACAUCGACAAUCGGCUGUUUCUUGAUUCUGUUGUUUAUGUCAUACAGGCUUACAAUGGCUUUAUCCGUAAUUCUGAAACCCAGAGAUUGUUAAUGGAGGCUGGAGGAGCAUCAUAUGUUGGAGAGAGAGAGAGAGACUCUGUUGGCCUGGUUACAUUGUUACAAAGACAGAUAUCCAUUAGCAAAAGUCAAAUACUGUAAUAGUUUUGUAUUGAGAAUAACGGUCAUUUUAAUAAAACGGUUGUUUUACUGUAUCAAAUCAUAUUGCAUGUAUUAUUACCAUAUCAAAUUACUAAUAUGAACAGAGCGAUCUGCCAUUUGCAUUCUGGUUUUGUUUACAUUCUUGAAAUAUCAGCUGAUUUUGUUUUACCGAUAUCAUCACUGUCUUUAGUUUUCUUAAUAACAAAGCUGGAUUUAAAAACUGCAGCUACUUUAUUUAUAAAGAUCGUAAAUUAAAUGAAGUAUAUGUGUGUUUUUGCCAGUUUCAGACAGUGCUUUUGCCUUCAAAAUAUGACAUCAGUAAUUGCCUGUUUCUCGAUUCUGUUGUUUAUGUCAGUACAAGUUUACAGUCUUUGUCUGUAAUUCUAAAGCAAAAGUCUAAUAAUAAUUGUGUAAUGAGAAUAAAGAGCAUUUUGAUAAAACUUUUUUUUUUACUGUAUCUAAUCAUAUUGCAUGUAAUAUUACCAAAUUAUCGUAUAAUAUGAACAGGGUGAUCUGCCAUUUGCAUUAUGGUUUAUUUUACUUAACCCUUAAACGCCUAUUGGAUGUAUUAUACGUUGACUAAAAUUGUCUGUCGGGUGCUAAUCGGACGUACAGUACGUCGACUACAAAAAGUUUUUUUAAAUAUUCGCGGAAAAAUAGUUAUAGGCCUAGUUUGCAAAAAAUUUGAAAUCACGCGCCUUGAGGGAUGCUGGGCGUUCAUGGAUCAAGCUGUUGUUUUGUUUACAAGUGUUACCCAGGCACGCAUGAGCGAAUUUCUUUUUUCUCGCACUAAAAAGCACCAGCGACGCAUCUCAGAAAUUCUUUCAUCACUUUGUCGUAAUUUUUGCACCAUUUUAUAUUAGCCGUUACAUAGAGUUUUGUAUAUGAAAAUGUCGCAAUAUCAUGUAGAAUACAUAUAAAAACAACCCAUGGUUGUAGCUUUUAUCAGUUUUGAAAUAUUUUCAUAUAAAUCAUGAUAAGUGCCAAAAUUUCAACCUUCAGUCAACUUUGACUCGACCGAAAUGGUCGAAAAACGCAAUUGUAAGCUAAAACUCUUACAUUCUAGUAAUAUUCAAUCAUUUACCUUCAUUUUGCAACAGAUUGGAAGUAUCUAGCACAAUAUUUUGAUUUAUGGUGAAUUUUUGAAAAAAACUUUUUCCUUACGUCCACGCGGUAACUCUUCCAAAAAUCUCAGAAAUUCUUUUGUCACUUUGUCGUAAAUUUUUGCACCAUUUUAUAUUAGCCGUUACAUAGAGUUUUAUACAAGUACCAUCCUACUUACAACUAAGUUUGGUUCCGACCCACUGGUUGUAAGUCAGAGUGGAUGUAAGUCGAACCUUAGAGAGUGGCCAACAUACUGGGUAGGGUAUACUAUCAAACCUUUGCUAUAUAAAAGUGCCUACUUAGUACUGUAAUGUAAUGUACAAUCAUUAUUUCAAUCUUUUUACCAUAAUGUACUUCUACUAAUACAUUUUAAUCAUUUAUGUAAUAGUAUAUAUUACCUACAAUCAGGCAUUGAGUUACAAUGGGGUUAGGUUCUUGCAUGCAUGUCAGAAGUCGAUUCUUACUUAAAUUGGUUUGCAAUUCAGUCUACAGUACAGUUAAUACCAAAUGAUGCUGCAGAUAGGGCAGGGUAACUCAAACUGAUGCUGCCUGAGUGAUGAGAGUUCUCAUGAGAUGGCGCAGUGCCAAGUAACUCUAUGGUCAACUGUCUGAAGUAAGGUUGUAAGUACGAGUGGUUGUAUGUCGAGCAGGUUGUAAGUCGGAUAGUAGUUGUAUAUGAAAAUGUCGCAAUUUCAUGUAGAAUACAUAUAAAAACAACCCAUGGUUGUAGCUUUUAUCAGUUUUGAAAUAUUUUCAUAUAAAUCACGAUGUGCCAAAAUUUCAACCUUCAGUCAACCUUGACUCGACCGAAAUGGUCGAAAAACGCAAUUGUAAGCUAAAACUCUUACAUUCUAGUAAUAUUCAAUCAUUUACCUUCAUUUUGCAACAGAUUGGAAGUAUCUAGCACAAUAUUUUGAUUUAUGGUGAAUUUUUGAAAAAAAACUUUUUCCUUACAUCCACGCGGUAACUCGGCCAAAAAUCUCAGAAAUUCCUUUGUCACUUUGUCGUAUUUUGCACCAUUUUAUAUUAGCCGUUACAUGAAGUUUUAUAUAUGAAAAUGUGCACAAUUUCAUGAAAAAUACAACAAAAACCAACUCAUGGUUGUAGCUUUUAUUAGUUUAGAAAUAUUUUCAUAAAAAUCACAAUGUGCCAAAAUUUCAACCUUCAGUCAACUUUGACUUGACCAAAAUGGUUGAAAAACGCAAUUAUAAGCUAAAACUCUUACAUUCUAGUAAUAUUCAAUCAUUAUUCUAGUAAUAUUCAAUCAUUUACCUUCAUUUUGCAACAAAUUGGAAAACUCUAGCACAAUAUUUCGAUUUAUGGUGAGUUUUUGAAAAACUCUUUCCUUACGUUCGCACAUGGUAAUUCUGCCGAAAAUCUCAGAAAUUCUUUCGUCACUUUGUUGUAAUGUUUGCACCGUUUUAUAGUAGCCAUUACAUAAAGUUUUAAAUAUGAAAAUGUGCGCAAUUUCAUGUAGAAUACAACAAAUAAUAACUCAUGGUUGUAGCUUUUAUCAGUUUAGAAAUAUUUUCAUAUAAAUCACGAUAAAUAGAAAAAAUUCUACCUUCUGUCAACUUUAACUCGACCAAAAUGGUUGAAAACUGCAAUUGUAAGCUAAAACACUUACAGUCUAGUAAUAUUCAAUCAAUUACCUUCAUUUUGCAACAAACGGGCAGUCUCUAGCACAAUAUUUCGAUUUAUGGUGAAUUUUUAAAAAAAAACUUUUUUUACGUCCGCGUGUUACAAAUUCAUGCAUCAUUUUGUGAUAAUAUUUUCUCUGUGUUGCUUUAAUCGUUUUACAAUUUGUUAUAUACCAAAAUCAUCGCAAUUUAGUGUACAAUACAAUGAAAAAAAUUAAACUCAUUAGCUUUAACCGUUUUGCUCACAGCACGAUUUGUAUACAAUUAUAUGAAAUUUUUUUUUGCGCUGUCAUAUAUUUUAAUAUUUAUAUAUGAUAAUGAUAUUUUUUCAUUUCUGAUGUUUGCAUACUAAACUUCAGGCAAUGACAAAAAAAGGAGCCAAAAAUGAACUCUUAAUCUUAAAAACUAAGCUUGCUGUGAUUUUUUGAAAAAAAAAAAAAAAAAAAAAAAAAUUUUCCUCUUCAGCGCUAACUCCCAAAUGCCGCCAGCAUACAAAAGACACUUUGGUAAAUAGCAACUCGAUGUUUAAGGGUUAAGAUAAUCGGAUUAUUUAAUUUUACCGAUAUCAUCACUUUAGUUACCGAAGGGAACUUAAUUCAUAUAUUUCUUUCUUAAAUAUAAUCAAAGCUGGGUUUAAAAUUUGCAGAUACUUUAUUUAUAAAUGUAAAUUAAAUGAAGUACGUGGCUACGUGUGUUUUUGCCAGUUUCAGAUGUGCUUUUGCCUCCAAAAUUCGUAGUUCCUAGUCAUGCUUGACUUACGAGCAUUGUUGUUUACAAAGACCAAUAUAUAUGUAGUUCCUUGUUAGUACUGUAUAACCAAACUAAAGUGUUUUGUGAUAUUGAUAGUUCCCCAGUUAUCCUUAAUGUCGGGAUUUGUUCCAAUUUUAAAGGCAUACAUUUAUGGGGUCUUCCAACAGGUAUUACUCUGCUGAUAGUGACGUCACAGGUGUUGAACAUUUGUCGCGAUGUUUACCGUAUAUUUUUCCUAAGGGAAUACAAAAGUAUUUUUUUGUAAUGGUUAGCUUUGCCAAACAUUUUGAAAUCUUGAAGAUACCAAUUUUACACUUUUUGGUACAGUAAUUCCAAUAAUUAUUGCUUUUAUUAAUGUACCAACUAAACUCACGUCAGCUGAUUGAGAUAUGUAAUUUAAUAAAAUGAGUGACGUCUUAUACGGCAAACAUAUCUCUAAACCUACAAUUUUACAUGAAAAAUGGGGGGUCGUCUUAUACGCCGGCAUAUACAGUAUGUCCACUGAAAGUGAUUAAUAUGGCCAAUAUUAUUUAUGACAUAAUAUUUACAUUCUUCUACCAUCAGGUCAUUGCCCACAGGUCCUUGGACCCAGCUCCCGUAGAGGGAUAGUUAGCACAUCACCUAAGACAGGGGUGUCAAACUCAUGGGCCGCAGGAUGGUCUUAAGUGGCCCGUGAGGUGCCAAGAGAUUUUUCAACUAGAGCUACUAUAAUUGUUAGAACUGAGGAAAAGUUAACUAAAGUUACUAAACUGUUAAAACGAGACAUAAUAAGUUUUACCUUUCAAUCAUAUGACAAUAGUUUUGCAUGUGUAAAUUCAGAUGAACCCAAGUAAUGUAUUCUUGGUAAACCAGGAUGACCAUCAAAAUAAGUUGUAAUCUUCAGUCUUGCCAGUAAGUAAUUACCAAAUCUUUGAUGGCCCUCGAGACCAUAACCAAGGACUUGAGUUUGAUACCCCAGGCCUAAGAUGUAUGGUGAGCAAGAGAGAAUGUUUCUGAGUGACUUGACUUAUCUCUUUCCCCUUUUACCUUUCUUGUAGGGCAGAGAGGCAGGUGGCUAUCCGUCACAUGCUGGAUUGGUGUGGUAUGCAGUUAAGUCUAGAUAGCUAAGUUCCAACCUUUUUUGGAAUAAUGACACACAUUUAUUAAUUCAAGCCCAGAAGUCUAGCAGUUGAACAUCCCAAAUAUUCUUUGAGACCAGGAAGAGAUUCCCAGGUGGGUAGAGCUUCCAGUUGGUUCAGAGAUUUACCUAGAAUCCACUCUUCAAGGGGUAAGUCUCCUAUGUAAAGACCGAAGGUUUGUAUUUGUGUAGGAACAAACUACAAAAGUUAAAAUAAUUUGUAUUUUUCCUAACAUACAAACCUAAAGGUCUUUACAUUUAUGGUCCACCCCAGUCACCCCACAUUCAUGUACCUGGGCUGAAAGGCAAAGUGGAGUACAGACCGACAAAUAGGCAGGCAUUUACCUCUACCGUUGGUAGUCUUGUUUUAAAUUUAACAGCCAUUCCAGCUUGUGUUUUCAAGCAAAAUCCCAUCUAAAGACUUUCAGGUUUGUAUGUUACGAAAAAUACAAAUUACUUUAAAAUUUGCAAUUUUUGUUAUACCCUUCACUCUUGUUUAACAGUUGAACUUCCUUUAAACAAUUGUCUUAUCAGUUUGCUAGUUGAAUUGUAAUGGCAGGUGUAUUGCAUUGUCAAUUGUAAUUUUGUGCUGAAAUUCACCAAUGUUUGAAAAAAUCUAGAUUAGACUAUAUUUCCAUAUAAUAAAACUUGUUUUUCAAACUUCUCAAAACCCGAAAUGUGUUGAUUAACUGAUUUCCAAAUAUCCUAUAAAGCUAGUUGAUUAUUACUGGAUGAGGCCCAGUUAAAGGAAUUCUCCAUUUUAUGUGUCAUACCGUUAGCUUGACCUUGUUUUUUGAACGAGACCUCGUGUUUGAGAGCCAUUCAGGUUUUCACCCUCCUGAAUUUUAGUUGUCAGUGGUGUAUUUUUGUCAUUUACACAGCAUCAGUAAUAUUCGAUAAUCGGUUGAAUGUGUGCGCUUUGAUUUAUUUUUUAUUUUAGGGGGUUUCAAAUGUUUGUCAGUAGCUGUCAUGUGGAUUCAACCAAUCUUACGCAAUUUUCACAUGGUAUGUAAUGUCAGUACUGUGAUCUGUACUUUCAUAUUUAUGUUUUUACUGACAGUGUUCUUAAUUUCAUCAAAAUACUACAUACAUAAUAGUACUGUAAAUGAACUUACAUUGAUUUCAUGCUUCCUUUUUUGCAGCACUUAAUGUAUAAUGCUGCCAGACAUUUUUGCAGCACUUAAUGUAUAAUGCUGCCAGACAGCAAGACUUCCAUAGUGCUUCCUGUUUUUACGAGGACAGUGGUAUAAAUGUGACAUUCUUCCUUCAUCUUGGGAAUUCAUAUUGUUGGUUGUUACGUAUGCAAACAACAACUUCUGACGUUUACUGUUAUAAACAAAUUGGCUUCAACGAGCAGUAUCUUUUUUAGUCUGACUGUCCAUCUGUUUGCCUUUCCAUCCAUAUUCUGGUCUGUCUGUCAUUGUGCCUGCAUACUCACCUUAUUAUCCCCCCCACACCAGUCUACAUUUUAAGGGUUUUUAAUCAACCUGGUGCAAAGGCAGAUUAUCAUACAAAGGCAGGUACAAAAGGAGAUUGUUCGUAAGUCUAUCCGACUGUCAGCACAUCAGCAGUCUGUUUUGCUGUGUCAUCAUUAUACCUCUCUCAUGGUUGAAAGGAAUUUCUGUCAGUGCAUCUGUCACUCUUCCUUGUCAUUGCAAUUUUACACAGUGGAAGUUAUUUCAUUGGAAUAGGGAUAAAGAAAGAUUAUCAUUUUAGAUGUGCUUAUAGGUAGAUGGUCUGUCUUUUAGUGUGUCUGUCCUCUGAUCACAGGUAGUAGACAAUUGAAGGAUUUCAGGAAAACUUAGAUUUGCAUUAUGGGAUAUUGUCUGUUUGCCAGUCCAUGAGUGUGUUUGCCAUUCUUACCCUUUUAUCGAAACUGAGUUUUAAUGAUUUCAGUCAAAUUUGGUACAAAGGUAGUUCAUGAAGCACGGAUGUGUAUGUAGGGAGAUUGUUUAUUUGUUAGCCUUCUAUUUACCUUGUUUGGUUUUAUGUACAGCCCUCCACAGGGAUGAUUCCCUCUCUGGUGGGCACUUGUACGUUUUCUAAAUAAGUUGCUUCAUAUAUUUUAUAAUUGUCUUUUAGUGUUUUGUCGUCAGUAUCAUAACUCCAGCAGAAUAGGAGAUUCUGUGUGCCUGUUAGUUGCUUACCUUCUCAGCACAAAUUUACCAUAAUUCUUGAAGGGAUUUUUGUUAAAUUUGGUACAAAAUAGACUUCAUUCAUAGAUGAUAUAUAGGGAGAUCAUCCAUCUAGCUUGCUUGAGUCUGUGUUUCAUUCUUACCUUGCCAGUGCAACUCCUUUUACAUGGUUAAAGGGAUUUCAAACUGUGUAUACAUAGGUAAACUAUCAUACUAAGAUGUGCAUGAAGGGAGAUCAUCCAUCUGUCCUAAUAAUGGAAGAGGUUUCAGUCCAACUUGGUACAGAGGUAGGAUAUGAUAUAGUGAUUAUGGAUCAUGUGUGUGUGAUACAGUUUGAACAGUAUUUGAUUGUGAAUAUUAGUUUGGUUAUUGAAUAAAGGUCUCGAGUGAGAUAUUUUACUAAUAAAGUGCAGAUUUAUAGAUACGUAUGUACAUUUAUUUUAUAUUGCAUUGCUAUAAUUUUCUUACAUCUGUAGAUUUUAUGGUAAUACAUUACAAGGUUAGCAUAGUGUUUUAUGAUUGAUAGGCUCGAUUUAUUCAUUUACGUAUCCACAUUUAGUGGUUAGAAAGAUACUCUACUCUACAUAUUGAAAGUUUAUUUAGUGAUUGGGCAUUUCAUGUUCUCGUUAUCAAUACAGUGUUUAUGAUAUACAUAAGUACUGCUUACCAUUGAAAUGAUUUGUUAUUUCUCCCAUCUUAUAGAUAGUUUGCAAUGUCUGAAUUUCACUUAAUACCCUUCUUGUACUUGCUGUGUCAUCUGGUGACAAGGUAAUCAUGGUCAAGAUGUUUGAAAUAGAGAGAGAUUUAGUUACUCAGUUUUGAAGGUUCUUAUGAAUGCUUGUUUUUUUUUUCUUUUUUUGAAAUGUCCAGGUAGCAAGUGGUUUUUUGUUAUUUUGGAAUAAUAAACUGUCAAGUAUCAGGAAGUAGUUAUAGUUUAUUUUGAAAAUUGGAUGACCAGGUCACAAAUGAAGGGAUAUUUCCUCUUUUAAGAUACAGUGGAACCUCGGGUUUUUGUACGUAAUCCGUUCCAUAACGUCCCACGAAGUCCAAAACAUACGAAAUUCCCAUAAGGAAUGCUGUAAAUACGUACAAUUAUACAAAUGUGUUCCAGACACCCCAAAAUAUUAACAAAAAUACUUUAUAGUUAAUAAACACAGUCUUACAUACAGAAAACAGAAAACAAUGAAAAAUAAGCCUAAAUCACUAAUGAAAUGAAUAAAUGAACAUUUAACAUCACACUUACCUUUAUGGAAGACACUUGUUAGCAUUUGGAAGACAGAGAGGGAGGAGGGGAGGUUAUUGUUUGGAAGGGGAAUCUCCCUGAAGGACUUCAGGUAUCAAGGAUCUAUCUGGGGUUACUUCUCUUUGUUUUGUACUGGCACUAUCAGAGGUUACUUCGCCUCUUCGUUUUUUACUGGCACUAGGACCAGCUUGAGUCUCUGGACCUCUGUCGCACAACAAAACUGUUGAAAGACAUUUCUUUCUGGUGUUUCUUUAAAAUUUGCUUAAAACUAAACACAGCAUUAUCAUUAAACAUGUUGGAGACACGGAUUACAACUUCUUUGUUGCGAUGAUAAUUCUCCACAAAAUUUUCUACACCACUCCACUUAUAAACAUGUCCUUAUCACUGAAGUAGCCACAUUAUAUGUAUAUGCCCAUUUGCUUUCUGAAUUUUUCAAACCAGCCUCUGCUGGCCUUAAAUUCACUAACAUCAGCAUUUGUUGUAGGCAUUUUCUCACUGAGAUCGGAUGCGACAUCUUCCAACACUGUGCUACAAGUUCUUUCUUAAAUUCUGUAGUGUUUCUCACGAUUUUUACAGGAGGGCUAGUACUUGAAAAUUUCUUUAGCCCCAUGAUGGCUUAUUUAGCAGUUGCACUGAAGUAAAAAAAAAAAAAAAGCACAAAAGCAAUGAACAUAAAAGCAUAGUGGGUCACACAAGAACAUGGGCUGCUUUGUUUGGGCGCUCAGUACGCAGCCUAAUUCACAUGGUGGGCCUUAUAAGGAGUGUUUCCAAGUGUAUGAAACCUGAGACAAAAUUUUGUUGGAAAAAAUCUAUGAAAACCGAAUCAUAAGAAAAUCAGGGAGGACGAAAACCAAGGUUCCACUAUAUGUUUGCUCCAUCCUGUAAGGUUAUUAAACAAUAUACAGUGAAGCAUUUUGCUUUAUAUGCAGAUAUAUUCUUGUAAUUAUAAGUAUAUGCAGAUAUAUUCUUUCUUGUAAUUAUAAGUAUACCUUUUUAUAGACUUUGAAGUAGUGGUAUUAUUUUUUCUUUUUUUGUUGAUUUAAAUUAUGUUUUUUUUAUGUAAUUUUUUAUUACUGUAUAAGUGAAUGUGAUAAUGAAAAUUGGCUGUGAUUCCAGUGCAAAGGUUACUUUUUGGAAUUGUUUUUAUAUCAACCAAUAAAUAUAUUAAGCCUA
This is a messenger RNA of Macrobrachium nipponense, 19397 nucleotides long. RefSeq lists its product as uncharacterized. The transcript is spliced from 3 exons. The record is from RefSeq and is a predicted model, not a curated record. Bases 268 to 1980 code for a protein of 570 amino acids. NCBI's taxonomy places the organism in Eukaryota, Metazoa, Arthropoda, Malacostraca, Decapoda, Palaemonidae.